AAAGUUCAUUCCCGACAGCAAAUUUGAUAUUAAUGGCUCUCAUAAAAAAAAUGUUCAAAAUCGUCUGUGUAGUUUGUGAUUAAUAUAAUAUGCUAGAGGUUAAGUUAGUUUUAGUUUUUUAAAUGCUUAAACUUCAUCAAGAAAGCGAUUUAUUAAAUAUUAUGUAUAAUCUGUCGAUUUUUUCACCUUCCAAAAUUUCCACUUUCCAUCUUCCGAGGAUCACUUUUCUGAACAUAUCUUUGCGUUUCAGAUGAUUUCAAGGAACGUCACGCUUUGCCCGUAUUAUCGGUUAAGUCGUUCCCAGGGUUACAGGUCAAAUGGUUGAAGAUAGCGACUUCACUUCGCGUUGAUCUGGCAUUUAGUGAUGGAUUUUUUUGAAAAACCAUAAUCCAUAAACUGUCACAUAGUAUUUUUAUUAUUUGUUGCGGACCUUUUUUCAGAAAUGCCGCUAAAUUUAAAUUUUGCGGGAUUUUUGGGACACUCUAAUAAUAAAUCGGUUGAAAUCGGUUGGGAACCGGUAAACUUAAAAACAAAUAGCUCUGUGUACAAAACAUUGCCUCUUGAAUAUUGUGCUUGUCUCCAUGAAUUGUACUAUUAAAAAGAUAUUUAUAAAACAUAGAGAUAGAUAAAUGAUGCUAACCUACAAUUUUGAGGUCUAAAUAAGAUGUUCAAGUUCGUAAAUCUAGGGCGCUUUGUCACCCCUAUAAUACAAGUGAUUCAGUGAUAAAUACUAUCUCUUACUUUCUAUAUACUAUAAAGUGGGGCGAAGGCUAUCCUAAAUUACGUAACUCUCUACCAGCUAACACGUGAAUUUAUUGACAUUGUGUUGUUGGGUAAACUCGAUUUCAGUUUUUUCCUGAUCCAACAGUAUUUAAAUAGUUAGAUAGAAAACAGAUGAAAUAAUAUUACACAAUAAUUCAUUAGAUUUUCUCUUAUAAAAUUUAAAACAGCAGAAAAUAAUUCAGUUUAACACUAACCAUGAAGUAUUUUGUUGUUGCUCUGAUUUCUGUGGUGUUCUUUAUUGGAAUCUCACAAGGUGCUACUCCUGCUCUUAAAUGCAGGGAGGAAAGCAAAACUAAGGGUUUGAAAGAAUCAUGCACUCUUCAUUGCCAAUACAAGGCUUACGGAUUUGUCAACGAUAAAUACGAAAUCAAAAGGAAACACAGGAACAAAUUGGCUGAAUUUUUAAUAAAUGGGAAUGCCGUGGAUAGUGAUAAUAGGAACAAAUUGGAUAAUCUUUUGAAAAAAUGUGUUAAAGAAGCACUAGAGAAAUAUGAAGAUGAAGAUCCUAGUUGCUACAUAACUUUUUACUAUUACAUAUGUAUUAAUAAAGAUCGCGAAAUUAUUGACCAUAGCAACUUUAUACUGGCUAUUACUGCUCUCGAUAAGACAUUCGAUAUAUAAAUUUAUGUGUAAAAAAGAAAAUUUUAAUUCAUUUGAAAAUGCUUCAAUAAAAUAAAGCUUAAAGCUUAA
Molecule: messenger RNA, 1473 nt
Organism: Phlebotomus papatasi
Lineage: Eukaryota; Metazoa; Arthropoda; Insecta; Diptera; Psychodidae
Exons: 3
Coding region: 979-1404 (141 amino acids)
Molecular function (GO): odorant binding
Source: RefSeq, a predicted model, not a curated record